UCUCCGACUUCUCCGCUCUUACUUAACUCUUCUAGCAGACGCCAACCCUUCUCCCACGGCAAAACCCGAUCUGUCACCAACAAUCGUACACCAAAAAGUUGCAAAAAGAGAUCUAAAUCGUUAUCCGGAACCUUCCGUUUCCUUGCUGGUCAAAGAUGAACCGGUUCGUGGCGAGGAGUUUGAUGCGAGGCCUCAUCGACGGCUGUAAUCACAGCCGCCGAGGCCUUUCGAUGGCCUUGAGGGUGAAUCCGUUGGAGACCGUGGGACUGGCGAGGAACCACCAGAGUGCGAGUGCACUUGGUGGCCUUUACAGGACCAGAAUGAUGAGCUCGGUGACGCCGGGGCCCACGACCACCACCUUGGCGGAGAAGAAGGAGAUAGACAGAGAGGAAGGAGUGGAAUCGGAGAAGAUCGACAAGGCCGCGGUGGUUUCGAGCUACUGGGGGACGUCGCGGCAGAAAAUCAAGAGAGAGGAUGGGACUGACUGGCCUUGGAAUUGUUUCAUGCCAUGGGACUCUUAUGAGGCAGACUUGUCAAUAGAUUUGAAAAAACACCAUGUGCCAAAGGCUUUUUUGGACAAAUUUGCUUACAGGACGGUGAAAAUUCUUAGAAUUCCAACGGAUAUAUUUUUCCAGAGACGGUAUGGGUGCCGUGCAAUGAUGCUGGAAACAGUGGCAGCUGUUCCUGGUAUGGUUGGAGGAAUGCUGCUGCACCUAAGGUCUCUCCGCAAGUUCCAGCAUAGUGGCGGUUGGGUCAAAGCUCUGCUUGAAGAAGCAGAGAACGAGAGGAUGCACCUAAUGACCAUGGUGGAACUUGUUAAACCCAAAUGGUAUGAAAGGCUGCUGGUCCUUACUGUGCAGGGAGUUUUCUUCAAUUCCUUCUUUGUUGUUUAUCUACUCUCACCAAAACUAGCCCAUAGAAUUGUUGGUUACCUGGAGGAGGAGGCUAUACACUCGUAUACAGAGUAUUUGAAGGAUAUUGAGAAUGGUAAUAUUGAAAAUGUUCCAGCUCCUGCUAUUGCUAUAGACUAUUGGAGGUUGCCCAAGGAUUCAACUCUAAAAGAUGUUAUAACUGUCAUCCGUGCUGAUGAAGCUCACCAUCGGGAUGUUAACCAUUUUGCUGCUGACGUUCACUUUCAGGGAAAGGAAUUGAGAGAGGCACCAGCCCCUCUUGGUUAUCAUUAAGAUGUAUUUUCUUGAAGAUUCAAAUAAACAUUAUAUAUAAUUUGUCAACAUAAUCUGCUACUGAAUAUUAUGAGGAUUUGUGUGUACAGGAGCACUCUUAGAUAUAUGAGAUGAGUUGAAGUAUGUGGAUUUCAAAUUGAAAUUUGGUUGAAUUUAGUUGCAGCUUUUCUAGCA
This is a messenger RNA of Carya illinoinensis, 1358 nucleotides long. Its product is annotated as ubiquinol oxidase, mitochondrial. The coding region runs from base 156 to 1184 and encodes 342 amino acids. NCBI's taxonomy places the organism in Eukaryota, Viridiplantae, Streptophyta, Magnoliopsida, Fagales, Juglandaceae. Gene Ontology annotation, cellular component: mitochondrion. Gene Ontology annotation, biological process: alternative respiration. The record is from RefSeq and is a predicted model, not a curated record. Gene Ontology annotation, molecular function: alternative oxidase activity. The transcript has 4 exons.